AGCCUUCAUGCUAUGGAAGGCCAUGUGAUGAUAGCUUUCCUGCCGACUGUUCUAAACCAGUUGUUUAGAGUCCUCACUAGAGCAACUCAAGAGGAAGUUGCAGUUAAUGUGACAAGGGUUAUUAUCCAUAUUGUUGCUCAGUGUCAUGAAGAAGGGUUGGAUAGCUACCUGAGAUCUUAUGUCAAGUAUGCUUAUAAAGCUGAGCCCUAUGUUGCUUCUGAAUAUAAGACAGUACAUGAAGAACUGACGAAGUCCAUGACAACAAUUUUAAAGCCCUCUGCUGACUUUCUCACAAGCAACAAGCUACUUAAGUAUUCAUGGUUUUUCUUUGAAGUUCUGAUAAAAUCAAUGGCUCAGCAUUUGAUAGAAAACUCUAAAGUGAAGCUGUUGCGAAACCAGAGAUUUUCUGCUUCCUUUCAUCAUGCAGUUGAAACAGUUGUUAAUAUGCUAAUGCCACACAUCACUCAGAAGUACAGAGACAAUCCAGAGGCUUCAAAAAAUGCAAACCAUAGCCUUGCUGCCUUUAUAAAAAGGUGUUUUACUUUUAUGGAUAGAGGCUUUGUUUUCAAGCAAAUCAAUAACUACAUCAGCUGCUUUGCCCCAGGAGAUCCAAAGACUCUUUUUGAAUUCAAAUUUGAAUUUCUCCGUGUUGUCUGUAAUCAUGAGCACUACAUACCUUUGAAUCUACCAAUGCCAUUUGGAAAAGGCAGAGUUCAGAGAUACCAAGACCUUCACCUGGACUAUUCAUUAACUGAUGAGUUCUGUAAAAAUCACUUCUUAGUUGGACUGCUUCUAAGGGAGGUGGGCAAUGCAUUACAAGAGUUCAGAGAUGUGCGGCAGAUUGCUAUUAGUGUGCUCAAGAAUUUGAUGAUAAAGCAUUCUUUUGAUGAUAGAUAUGCUUCCAGGAGCCAUCAAGCAAGAAUAGCCACUAUGUAUUUGCCACUCUUUGGACUGCUCAUAGAAAAUGUUCAGCGAAUCAAUGUGAAAGAUGUGUCUCCAUUUCCUGUUAACCCUUCCAGCAAUAGUGCAAAGGAUGAUACACUUUAUUUGCCAACUGCAAGUCAGCUAGUAACACCACAAAAAUCAGGAAACACAUUGGAUAACAAUCUUCCUAAAGAUCUUUUUGGCGUUAUCUCUGGCAUUGCUUCCCCUUAUACUACAUCAACUCCAAAUAUUAAUAGUGUGAGGAACGCUGACUCAAGAGGCUCUCUUAUAAGUACAGACUCGGGAAACAGUCUCCCAGAAAGACACAGUGAAAAGAGCAAUUCUCUUGACAAGAACCAACAGAGCAGCACUUUAGCAAGUUCUGUAGUUCGAUAUGACAAACUUGACCAAGCAGAGAUCAAAAGUCUGCUCAUGUGUUUCCUUCAUAUUCUGAGAAGUAUGUCAGAAGAUGCAUUGUUUACGUAUUGGAACAAGGCUACAAAAUCUGAACUCAUGGACUUUUUCACGAUUACAGAAGUAUGCUUACAUCAGUUCCAGUACAUGGGAAAACGAUACAUAGCCAGGAACCAGGAGGGGUUGGGAUCCAUAGUUCAUGAUCGAAAAUCUCAGACAUUGCCUGUUUCCCGUAACAGAACAGGAAUGAUGCAUGCCAGAUUGCAGCAGCUGAGCAGCCUGGAUAACUCUCUCACUUUUAACCACAGCUAUGGCCAUUCAGAUGCAGAUGUUCUUCACCAGUCUUUACUUGAAGCAAAUAUUGCCACGGAAGUUUGCCUUACAAUUCUGGAUACUCUAUCAUUAUUCACAAUGGCUUUUAAGAAUCAACUACUAACUGAUCAUGGGCAUAAUCCACUGAUGAAGAAAGUAUUUGAUGUAUACCUCUGCUUCCUUCAAAAGAAUCAGUCUGAAACAGCAUUGAAAAAUGUCUUCAUUGCCUUAAGGGCACUUAUUUUUAAGUUUCCUUCUACAUUUUAUGAAGGUAGAGCUGAUAUGUGUUCUGCACUGUGCUAUGAAAUUCUGAAGUAUUGUAAUUCCAAACUGAGUUCAAUCCGUACUGAAGCUUCACAGUUAUUGUACUUCUUAAUGAGAAAUAAUUUUGAUUACACAGGAAAGAAGUCUUUUGUUAGGACUCAUCUGCAAGUUAUUAUUUCAGUAAGCCAGUUAAUUGCUGAUGUUGUUGGAAUUGGAGGAACUAGAUUUCAGCAGUCUCUUUCCAUCAUCAAUAAUUGUGCCAAUAACGACAGAAUUAUAAAGCACACUACAUUCCCUUCGGAUGUUAAGGAUUUAACAAAACGGAUUCGUACAGUACUGAUGGCUACAGCUCAAAUGAAGGAGCAUGAGAAUGAUCCAGAAAUGCUUGUAGACCUCCAGUAUAGUUUGGCAAAGUCUUAUGCUAGUACACCUGAACUAAGGAAGACGUGGUUAGACAGCAUGGCAAGGAUCCAUGUUAAAAAUGGAGACCUUUCAGAGGCAGCAAUGUGCUAUGUCCAUGUAGCAGCACUGGUUGCAGAAUAUCUCACACGAAAAGGGAUGUUUAGGCAAGGCUGUACUGCUUUCAGAGUAAUCACACCUAAUAUAGAUGAAGAGGCUUCAAUGAUGGAGGAUGUUGGAAUGCAAGAUGUUCACUUCAAUGAAGAUGUGCUGAUGGAAUUGUUGGAGCAGUGUGCUGAUGGACUCUGGAAGGCAGAACGCUAUGAACUCAUUGCUGACAUAUAUAAACUUAUAAUUCCCAUUUAUGAAAAACGGAGAGAUUUUGAGAGGCUUGCUCAUUUGUAUGACACUCUUCAUCGAGCAUACAGUAAAGUAACGGAAGUUAUGCAUACAGGCAAGAGACUGCUGGGAACGUAUUUCAGGGUAGCAUUCUUUGGACAGGCAGCGCAAUACCAGUUUACAGACAGUGAAACAGAUGUUGAGGGUUUCUUUGAGGAUGAAGAUGGAAAGGAAUAUAUCUAUAAAGAGCCUAAACUCACGCCCCUUUCAGAAAUUUCCCAAAGACUCCAAAAACUCUACUCUGACAAAUUUGGAUCUGAAAAUGUCAAAAUGAUUCAGGAUUCUGGCAAAGUAAAUCCUAAGGAUUUAGAUUCCAAAUAUGCAUAUAUUCAAGUUACACAUGUAAUUCCAUACUUUGAAGAAAAAGAGUUGCAAGAAAGAAAAACAGAUUUUGAAAGGACUCAUAAUAUUCGUCGCUUUAUGUUUGAGAUGCCUUUUACUCAAGCUGGUAAAAGACAAGGAGGAGUAGAAGAACAGUGUAAGCGGCGGACUAUUUUGACAGCUAUACAUUGUUUCCCAUAUGUGAAAAAGCGCAUUCCAGUAAUGUACCAGCACCAUACUGAUUUAAACCCCAUUGAAGUAGCCAUUGACGAAAUGAGUAAAAAAGUUGCAGAACUUAGGCAGCUUUGCUCUUCAGCUGAAGUAGAUAUGAUUAAAUUGCAGCUGAAGCUACAAGGAAGUGUCAGUGUUCAGGUUAAUGCUGGUCCAUUAGCAUAUGCAAGAGCUUUCUUAGAUGACACAAACACCAAAAGAUAUCCAGACAAUAAAGUAAAGCUGCUAAAGGAAGUUUUUAGGCAAUUUGUUGAAGCUUGUGGCCAUGCCCUAGGUGUAAAUGAGAGACUUAUAAAGGAAGAUCAGUUGGAAUAUCAAGAAGAAAUGAAAGCCAACUACAGAGAAAUGGCAAAAGAGCUUUCUGAAAUAAUGCAUGAACAAGGAAAAGCUUACCACAAACCUAACUUUUUUUUAGCCACCAAUGACAGAGAAUAUUAUGAAAAAG
Molecule: messenger RNA, 3709 nt
Organism: Pterocles gutturalis (yellow-throated sandgrouse)
Lineage: Eukaryota; Metazoa; Chordata; Aves; Pterocliformes; Pteroclidae
Product: dedicator of cytokinesis protein 9
Exons: 32
Biological process (GO): small GTPase-mediated signal transduction; positive regulation of GTPase activity
Molecular function (GO): guanyl-nucleotide exchange factor activity
Source: RefSeq, a predicted model, not a curated record